AUGUGCCUGACCCGGUGCGCACCCCGCCAGGCGGCAGCGCCAGGGCGCGGAGAGCUCCCUAGAGCUCCGCUGCCUCGUCCCACUCCGGCGGCCGCGACCAUGUUCCAGCCCGCGGCUAAGCGGGGCUUCACCAUCGAGUCCUUGGUGGCCAAGGAUGGUGGCACCGGCGGGAGCGCGGGCAGCGGGAGUGCAGGCUCCCAUCCCUUGGCCGGGGCCGCAUCCGAGGAACCGCUGCGGCCCACCGCGCUCAACUACCCUCACCCCGGCUCUGCCGAGGCGGCCUUCGUGAGUGGUUUCCCCGCUGCGGCGGCCGCGGGAGCCGGCCGCUCGCUUUACGGGGGGCCGGAGCUCGUGUUCCCUGAGGCUAUGAACCACCCGGCGCUGACCGUGCACCCGGCGCACCAGCUGGGCGCCUCCCCGCUGCAGCCCCCGCAUUCCUUCUUCGGCGCUCAGCACCGAGACCCUCUCCAUUUCUACCCCUGGGUGCUACGGAAUCGCUUCUUUGGCCACCGCUUCCAGGCGAGCGACGUUCCCCAGGACGGGCUGCUCCUGCACGGGCCCUUCGCGCGCAAGCCCAAGCGGAUCCGCACCGCCUUCUCACCCUCGCAGCUGCUGCGGCUGGAGCGCGCCUUCGAGAAGAACCACUACGUGGUGGGCGCCGAGAGGAAGCAGCUGGCUGGCAGCCUCAGCCUCUCCGAGACGCAGGUGAAGGUAUGGUUCCAGAACCGGAGGACAAAGUACAAACGGCAGAAGCUGGAGGAGGAGGGCCCCGAGUCUGAACAGAAGAAGAAGGGCUCCCACCAUAUCAACCGGUGGCGCAUUGCCACCAAGCAGGCCAAUGGCGAAGACAUCGACGUUACCUCCAAUGACUAGGGGAGCAACCAGGAGCCCACGAGGGCAGAGUGCUGCUUGCUGCUGGCCAGGAUCCCUGCAGGCCGAAGCUGGACUCUGGCCACUCCCAGGCCAGGCUGCGGGAGGCCUCAAGUCACGGCCCCACAGGGCUUGGAGCCUGGGGCCAUCACCGGCAGAGGGACAAGAAAUGGGCUGGCUGAGGCCUGGGACUGCUCAGCCUUCUCUGUGGAGAGCCUGCCGCCUGGGUGGGCCACCUGUCACUGCAGCCUCCCAGCUGCGCUCCCGUUUCUUACCUCCUUUUUGUUUGAUGACUUUCUGAUUUAAUUUAUUUUCCAGGUCCCCACUGUAGUUCUUAGUGAUCUCCUGUGUCUCCCUUCCCUAUGGGAAUAAUAAAAGUCUCUCUCUUAAUGA
Molecule: messenger RNA, 1263 nt
Organism: Jaculus jaculus (lesser Egyptian jerboa)
Lineage: Eukaryota; Metazoa; Chordata; Mammalia; Rodentia; Dipodidae
Gene: Emx1
Product: empty spiracles homeobox 1
Exons: 3
Coding region: 1-873 (290 amino acids)
Biological process (GO): neuron differentiation; brain development; central nervous system development
Molecular function (GO): DNA binding; DNA-binding transcription factor activity, RNA polymerase II-specific
Source: RefSeq, a predicted model, not a curated record